GCGGCCCCGCCUCCCCGCACGGCCCAGCCCGGCGGGCGCCUCUCGGGCCGGUUCCCAUGGGAACCGUCAGACAAACAAGGCCGCAGCUCCGCCGCCGGCCGGGCUGGGAGCGGGCCGCGGUAGCUGCGGUGUUCUUCACCUCCUGGCUCAAGCAGCAGUGUUCUGGCCCGGAACUGGCUGCAGUCUCAGACUCCUAUUGAAGCCAAUGGCAAAACUUUCAUUCAUGUCGGUGAGAGAAAGUUUGGAUCCUUCAUUCACUGUUGCAGAUAUAAUUACACAAUUUGUUUUUAAUUAAGAUCUCUUGUGGAUGAACCACAAAGCAAAUAACCAGCCAUGGAGGAAUUAACAGAACACCUUGUUUCUACUUCUGAAAAUCUGUUACUCAGAUAUGGACAAACUACCAGUCAAGCCCACGUAAAGAAGCUGAAAGAUCUUGUUAUACUUCAGUUAAAUGGGCUAUAUUUAAAGAAUGUGAGACAUUUGCAAUACUGUGUUUUGCUUAAAGUGUGCAUCCUGUCUAAUAAUUAUAUUACAAAUAUUGAUGCACUUGAAUGUUGUACUCAUUUAGUUAAGCUGGAUCUCCAUGGAAAUCAGAUACAGCAUCUUCCUGGCCCAACAUUUUGGGAAGGCAUGAAGGAAUUAAAUCUACUCUAUCUUCAUGACAGUGGAAUUGGAAAACUGAAUAAUGUGCAUUCGUUAUCUUUCUGCCCUAAUCUGAUAGGCCUCACCUUGUUUGAUACUCCACUGAGUCUAAGAAUAGCAUAUAGGCAUAUUGUUGUUAACAGCAUUUUAUCUCUCAAAGCACUGGAUUACUAUGUAAUUUCUGAUCAGGAAAUUGUUGAGAACUGGAAACUUCCCCAAAAAUAUAAACCAUUUAACCCUAGCUUUUUCCUUGAUUUUUGCCAUGCUCCUAGAAAGGAAGCAACCGUUGAGGAGGAGAUAAAUGUGGUAAAAGAUAUCAUUGCAAAAAUCAAUCACAUUCUAGCUCAUCACUCACCAGUUGUGAUUGUUCAAAGAUGGAUAAGGGGAUAUUUAACUAGAAAAAGAUUUGGCAAAAUUCCUUUGGAUGAAGUUCUUCCACAGAGACAUUAUAUCAGAGAUGGAGUGAAACAAAUUUACAGUCAAAGCAUACUUCCAGUAUGUGAUAGUAAAAGCUUUAUGUAUCACAUCAUUAAACAAGAACAGAAUACUGAGGACAAAAAGCUUACAUCUAGGAAACAAGUCUUAUAUAUGAAUAAUUUUAAAAAGCUUCCUGUUUUAUGUCUGAGAAGAAAAAAACAACCAGUUUUCUCCAUUUCACCCACAUUGAGGAAAAAAGAAAAAACGAAAAAACUAGAGGAACAAAGAAUUCCAUUGAGGAAGGGUUUCUUGGACCUGGAGAAACCUAAUAUGGAGGAGCAGGUAGGAACUAAAUUUAGGCUUUCAGUUUGUAAAGCUGCUUUUCAUUCAGUGAAGGAUAAGCUGAUAUUUCAAAAGAAAGAGGAAGAAAUUUGGCAUGCUGUAUACCCGUUUCAUUCUCUUGUUCAUCCUGCUCCACAGCUUAAAGCUGUGAAUCACCCAGUAAGUAUAGAGAAGAGGAUUUUUGCUAGAAUGUAUGGAUCUGUAAGACUUGGACCAUUUUAUGUUAUUGAUAAAGCCUACAGGGAGAGUAAGAGAUGCGAGAUCCAAACUAAAAAGAUAUGUGGGGUUAUGCAGAUGCAAAUAGCCAAAGGCAAAGCUGACUACUGUAUUAAGGGUUUUCUUGAGGAGAAAAAGAAUGGUGUUCAGAAAAGAUGCAAAGAAGAAGACAUUAGAAUUCAAGAAGCUUUAAAACAACAUCAAUUGAGAAGAUCAGGAUUUAUUGAAAAAGUAAGGCAAAGGCAUGCUUGGUUUUUAGAAACCAAGAACCAAAAAGCAUCAGAGUAUUCAUUAAUUCAAGACUUCAGCAUUCAGCAUGCUUCUUUGACACAGAGUUUGUUUAGAGUUGACAGAUUGAGGAAAAGUGAGGAAACCAUAAAGGAAAGAAAGAACAUUGUUAUGGAAAACAAAGAAGAUAUGGAAAAAUGGAAGGAGCUGGUUAAAAAUUUUCAGGAGCAGAGGCAAUUGAUGUUACGAAAAGAAAACUUAGUAGAAAAAGUAGUUCUGGGUUCCAUUGUUUCUCAAAACGCUAGUGAGAGAUUACAGCAAGCCAAGGCAAAAGUUGCAGCUGUAAAGGAUCAUCAAGCCAAUAUGAACAGUAUGAUCAGGCUGCCAUUAAGCAGCAGUGCAAUAAAGCAUGUAUAAUAAACUCCAAUGUUUAAAAUGC
Molecule: messenger RNA, 2284 nt
Organism: Mauremys reevesii (Reeves's turtle)
Lineage: Eukaryota; Metazoa; Chordata; Testudines; Geoemydidae
Gene: LRRIQ3
Product: leucine rich repeats and IQ motif containing 3
Exons: 10
Coding region: 334-2262 (642 amino acids)
Molecular function (GO): protein binding
Source: RefSeq, a predicted model, not a curated record